Messenger RNA from Aspergillus eucalypticola CBS 122712, 1548 nucleotides. RefSeq names its product 3'(2'),5'-bisphosphate nucleotidase. Lineage: Eukaryota; Fungi; Ascomycota; Eurotiomycetes; Eurotiales; Aspergillaceae. The record is from RefSeq and is a predicted model, not a curated record. Bases 307 to 1365 code for a protein of 352 amino acids. Gene Ontology annotation, biological process: sulfate assimilation; phosphatidylinositol phosphate biosynthetic process. The transcript has a single exon. Gene Ontology annotation, molecular function: 3'(2'),5'-bisphosphate nucleotidase activity.
CUGACCCCCAGUGGUUGGACCUCGUUUGACGCAGGAACUGCUCGAAUAAUUAACACGGACGGUUCGUAUCCUGUUGCUCAACCAUUCGCCACUCGUUAGCAUCCCAAUUCCAUGGGUCUCUGGUCAACGAAUUCGGCAGAUCCUUGCUCCAUUCGCAGGCCGCGUACUAUCUCCAUCUUCUCCCGUCUGGUCCUCUGCUCCACUCUGCUACUGGGUGUCAGCUUCAUUUUAAAAACCCGCCCUCAUCUACUCCCAUCCCUCCCCCACCUAUCCCCCUCCUUCUCCUCCUAUACCCAACCCACCACCAUGUCCUACCAACAAGAACGCUACAUUGCCGAGCUGGCCGUCCAGCGUGCCACCCUCCUUACCCAGAAGGUCUUCAAUGAGAAGGCCAAGGGCACCGUCUCCAAAGAUGACAAGUCACCCGUUACCAUUGGCGACUUCGGCGCCCAGGCUCUGAUCAUCCAAGCCAUCCGCAAGAACUUCCCCAAUGACGAGAUCGUCGCCGAAGAGGAGGCCAGCAGCCUCCGCGAGGACAAGGCGCUGAGCGCCGAGAUCUGGAGACUCGUUCAGGAUAUCAAGUUGGUGGACACCGAGAGCGACAACCUCCUGGGAGGCCCUUUGCCUAGCGAAGAAGCGAUGCUGGACAUCAUCGACCAGGGCAAGAGCGCUGGUGGUGCCAAGGGACGUAUCUGGGCUCUGGACCCCAUCGACGGCACCAAGGGUUUCUUGCGUGGUGGUCAGUACGCCGUCUGUCUCGGUCUGAUUGAAGACGGUGAUGUCAAGGUUGGUGCCAUUGGCUGCCCUAACCUGCCUAUCAACGACGCCGAGACCAUGUCCGCGGGCAUUGGCGCCGAGCAGUCCAGCGGCACCGGUAAGGGUGUCCUCUUCUCCGCCAUCCAGGGUGUUGGUUCUAUCAGCCGACCCCUCACCAACGGUGCUCUCGCUGAGAGCAAGUCUAUCUCCAUGCGCCCCGUCCCCGAUAUCGCUCAGGCCGUGUUCUGCGAGGGUGUCGAGGCCGGUCACUCCGCUCAGGACGACAACGCCGCCGUUGCUAAGCUUCUCGGUAUCACCUCCCCCAGUGUGCGUUUGGACUCGCAGGCCAAGUACUGCUCGAUUGCCCGCGGUGCUGGUGACAUCUACUUGCGUCUGCCGGUGCGGAAGGACUACCAGGAGAAGAUCUGGGACCACGCCGCGGGUGACCUGAUCGUGCGGGAAGCUGGUGGUCAAGUGACGGAUAUCUACGGCCAGAGACUGGAUUUCACCAAGGGCAGGACCCUGGCGGCCAACAAGGGAGUUGUCGCGGCCCCCAAGGCCCUUCAGGACCAGGUCAUCGGUGCGGUGAAGACUGUCCUGAAGUUGUAAGGGCUAGGUGACGACGAUAAAGGGAUUUUCUAUCAUGAAUGUAAUAGAUUCUCGAUCAGUUCUGUCAGACCGUGCACGCUCGAUGCGUCUCUAAAAGUACAUAAAAAAGAAAGGAUACCAAUUGCGAACCAAAAGAACCGUGCUCGGAUAUACAUGUACAGAAAUAAUAAACACAGUUUCGUU